AUGAACGGGAAGACAAAACCAGAUGAAAGAAGGGCGCUUUUGUCGAAAAUAAUAACAAGUAGUGGGUCGUCUUUGGUAUUCUGUCAGGAACUUCCAGAUUGUUUCAGAAAAGAGGUGGUCAGAAAAUGUGGUACUUGUGUCUAUGAAAUUGUCCGCACGGGGAAAGAAGCGGCUGUUAUGUGGAGUGAAGCACAUUUUUAUGGCGAGCCUGUGGAUGUCGCAUUUAAAACAAGAAUCCUUGACACAGUGGUUGCAUCAAAGAACUUAUUUAGCCACGUGAGUGAGAUACCAGCGCGAACUGCAGUUGUUAAGUUAACAAGUAAAAGUGAAGCUUGUAGUUUUUUAGCAGUCUCGUGGCACGGGCCUUCAAAAAUGAGACUGGAGAAGAAACGUGAAGUUUUGAAAGCUCUCAUUCUCUUUUUGCAAGAGAUAUGUCGUGAGAAGAAUGUAUCCUCAGUUAUUAUAGGAGGAGACUUCAACUUAAACACUUUAGAAGAGAAUGGCUUAGAAGAACCGAACGUGUACUUUCCAUUGUAUGAGUUGAGCCCUCGAGGUAAACUCGCGAAUGAACGUAAGGGACAAGGACGUCCCUACAUCGCCCACAAGGAUAAUUUUGCCAUUACAACCAUUUCGCCUUCUGUGGGUCGCCCUUUUGUAGACAUGAAGUUGUCGAGAGUGGAGUCCUUUACAGAGUUUGAUCAUGAGUAUGUGAAACAGGAGGGAAGUGAGAAGGGGAAAGAUGUAUUGGACCACGACCCCAUCAUAGGUGCUCUUGGGCUCGGAAAAACUCCUUCAACUGGUAAGUUUUGGCAAGGUAAUUCAAACGAUUUUUAAGUUUUCAACAGUUGCAAAGUUAAACUUUGAAUUUUAUAGGUCCGUUUACAAAAAAACUUGAGAAUCCUUUGUUUUCAAAAAACGUUGUGAUUUCAUAAUCUUCUUCCAAGUGCCCCGGUUCUUGUAGUCGCACUGUAAUGGUCUCCAUAGCAAGACUCUGUCGAAGCGAGGUGCAAUAAGGAAUUUCCUUGGAAAUACUUGCAUUGGAGGGGUAAUGUACGCAACCCGAAAGGAUCUCCGACCCCAAAUGAUCCCCCACCCCAAAGGAUCCCCAAAAUCGACCUAAACACGACGGCAAAUGAUCCCCAAAUUUUUUCACACGCGACCCGAAAUGAUCCCCGAGGAAUUAUCGGAAUGGAAUGGGAUGACGUUUAAUUCCCGAAGAUGCUAGAAUUACUAGAAUAUAAAAGUAAAUCAAAGAAUUUUGACUCGAAUUGUUUGAAGUGUUGAUUGAUUUAUAUAUUUUGGACAAUUUAUUAAAUAAUUAUAACUCCUUUUUAACGAAUUUUGCAAGAAACUUUAAAAAAAAGUUUAAAUUGGAGGUUUAAUCGUGCAAAUAGCAUCUCUUUAGACUGGGUUUAAACGUCAAAUUUCACAUGUGCCGAGUCUGAUACCUAUUUGGUUCUACUUAAAUAAGUAAGUCAACCAGUUUAGACGUCGAAUCAUGAGCGAGUUUUUAUAGAGUUGGAAAAAAAAUUGAGAAUUGUGGAUUAUAAUAAAUUAAACAUGAUUUAAAAAUUCGAUUCGGCACAAAAGACAACGGUUGAACUUCUGUCGAGAUUUGAUUGGCUCAGUCGAAGAUGCGACAGAAGUCGCGUUGUCGAGUUUAAUUUUAGUUAAACGCCGAACUUACUACGCAUUUAAUACCUGAAUUAAAUUUGGCACAGGUGAAAUGCGAUGUUUAUACCGGGCCUUACUGUAACAAGUAACAGUCUUCGCUUCUUGUCGGUACUCAUUAACAUACGUUUUAUUCAAUUAUAGAAUUUCUGAACUGUCAGGGCACCCAACGGCAAUUUUCGGAAAAAUAUCUGUUCGGAAGACGAUUUGAGAUCUAGAAUUUUCGAACAUUUGUUGUAAAACUUCUUGCUUGCCUGCCUCUCCUAGGAUUUUCGAACAUCUAAAAAAUGGUAUAAUUGUCUAUUUUUAACGGAUUUUUACCCUAAAAAGGUCACCUAGAAUUUUCGGGAACCUAUUUUCUGGCUGAAAUUUUCGAAAAGGUAAGUUUUGAUCCCUAUAAUUUUCGGAUCACUAGACUUUCAGCCAGGAAAUCAGAACAGAUGAAAAAUUUUUAGGGGAUAAAAAUAUGCCUUUAUCUACCGUUUAAAUACUAAAAUACGUUUAAAAAAUGCUAUGUUUAAGUGGUUUUGAACUAUAUUCCCGUUGGGUGCCCCUGAACUGUAACAAUAUGUAAUAUGAAACUUUCUGCCUCUGUAAGGGAAAAAUUAAAAGUGAACAUAAACAACCGUGAAAUUAAUGAUAAACAAGAACAACUGAAUACAACAGCAAGGCGAUAGAAAACCUUAACCUGUCGGUUAACAUGCAGGAACUUUAUAACCUGAACUUUAUAAAAUAAUUCAGUAGAAAGAACAAAACUGUAAUAACAAUAACAAUUGGUGGUAGUUAGAGCCAAGUGUGUAGCUUUCAAUAUGUCAUUGAUUAUAAAUCUAGAUGUAUGUUGUAUACGGUAAAUGCUUUCGCCAGUUGCACAGUGCUCGUUUGAGUUUCAGCCUUUUAUUAUGAAAAUUUACUCAUUGUGUAUUCCCGCUCGCGAACGUGAGGAAGUGGAAAAAAAAGUACAAAAAAUAAAAGCAUUGCUUAUUCUAUCUUUUAUGGCUUUCUAUGCACAUGUUUGACGUCCCUGCUAUUUCUACAUGGAAGCUACACCCGACUGUCAAUAACUACUUUUAGCACCUAUACCACUCUUCAUCUUUAGCGCAUUCAUCACACAUAUCACAGUCCUCGUCGUAGCACUGCAUGAGGCCGCUUUCACUCGCAUAAACUCCUGCCGAUAGGCACUUAGGGCAAGUUUCUUCUGUUGUUUUUCCUUCCCCAUUAGCUUUCAUGUACUGGAAAAUAUUCUCUUCCUCAUUGAACGAUGGAUUAUCCACAUAGUCUAAGCUGUGAUAAUGAGCCUCUGAUUCGUGCCCAAGAAGCGCCACUCUCUUAAGAUUUUGCCCGUCUUUGUUAGAUGCAUCAGCUGGACUAAUAAUUCUUAACCCAUUCUCUCCCAAACUGGAAGCAUUUUGGCACUACAGUUCCGUCUGUCUGUUAUAACGGCCUCCACAUUAUUACGGAAAAAGUAAAUUCCAGGCAAUUAAUAUAACUGAAAAUAACUUUGUGCAAUCGAUUAGCCAUUUUGAAAAGAUUUCGCGUGUAUAGCCGAAAAACUUCGAAUUUCGCAUUAACCGAAAAACGGAAUUAAAACGCUUUAAUCUUAUCCCUGAGAUAGAAAUGUUUUCCCAUUCCACUCCUAUAAUUCCUCGGGGAUCAUUUCAGGUCGCGUGUGAAAAAAUUUGGGGAUCAUUUGGGGUCGUAUUUAGGUCGAUUUUGGAGAUCAUUUGGGGUCGGGGAUCAUUUCGGGUCGCGUACAGAUCGGCAAAAAUUGUUGACAUGCACACUGUAGCAGAGCAGCCAGACACAUAAAAAUAUCUUGUCUAGGUAUUUAUCACUUAACAGUUCGUGACCACGAUGAAAUUAUUUCCACAGGCAAAUAAAGAAAUCUUAAACAUAUAAACAAGGAAUUUCUAAAAAACUCAGGCCUCGUUUAUCGUCUGCUUGCACUCUGGAAAUUUACUCGAAGGACUUUCCCCUUUUUUCCCUGCUAGCAGAGGUCUCUCACGACGAGGCAAAAAUGAGAGAAAGGGGAGGUCUCUCCCCUUUCUCUCAUUUUUGCCUCUUCGUGAGAGACCUCUGCUAGCAGGGAAUCCCCUUUUAUACAGUUGACUUCCGAUAGCUCGCAAACUCGAACGUCACGAAAACUCGAACCAAAAUCGAUUUCCCCGGGAUUUCCGUCAUACAUUUACUGUAGUAAUUUUACUCUCGGUAACUCGAACCUCCCGCUCACUCGAAGAAAUUUUUGUUUUCCCUCAGAUAAUUUCUAUAUAAUUUUACCGUCUAUAACUCGAACCAUCUUUUGAACCCUUUCAAAAGAAGUACUCAUGACGUCCGAAAAAUUGAAUUCUGAAUUUCCCAUUGAUGUGUUGUAGGAGCAUAGUUUAUUAGUGGAGGCUGGUGUUGUUUGUCACAAAUCUAGCGUGAAAUAGCUUUACUUCUCAAAACAGUAAAACGCAUGCUCCAUUUAGGAAAUGUUUUGUUACGUUGCGUUCUGAUUUAUAUUCUAGAAAUACUUUUCAUUUUCACUUAACAUUUUUACAAUUAAAUGCGAUUAAAAUGUUCACUGUGCAGUACCCCCGGCUACUCUUUGCGCUAACGAUAACUCGAACUCCCCAUAACUCGAACUUUUCAGUUUCGACUUCCCUUGAAGGUUCGAGUUAUCGGGAGUCGACUGUACAUCACAAGUACACUGAAGUGACAUAUAGACUUAUUAAAAACUUGAAGCUCAAAAGUGGUUAUUAUUAGAGUUGUUUACAAUGCUUUUAACUUUUUUCUCUUUUUUCAGACCUACGAACACUGACAAAAAGUGGCAAACCAGACAUGCGUUUCAGAGAAGCUUAUGCGCAGGCAUAUUUCCAGAAGAGCACGGAAGACUCUCACAGUAAAAGCGAGCGAUCUGUUGCUCUCUGUUCAGACGUAUCCGCAUUUUCUUGGGGGAAAGAUGCAAGAAAACCUGCAUCACCUGCACAGACUAGGCUAAACCGACUACGUAACAAACCAUUUUGUAAGAAUAAUGUAAAGUUGCUCUCUCCCAAACAAGUUCAUCGUGUCAUCAUGUGUCAACCUUACUGUAAAAUGUGAAUGGAAAACAGGGGCGAAUCCAGGAUUUUUUUAGGAGGGGGUGCACUUCGUCUCUUGCUCUACUUCAACACCAAUAAACCGCAUAGUUUUUUUUUUGCAGAAUACCAGUUGUAUUAGAAAACCUGCACCCUCCCCCUAGAUCCGCCCCACGAAAAGACGUUAAUUUUUGUCUCUACUCGAUGAUACGGAUUAGGGCUGCAGAUAACACAGUACAUCGCGUAGAAUUCUUUUUGAUCGUGUAAUGAAAGUUAAGUUUUUGUGACUUUUGAAGAGUUGGCACGGUUCCAUUGAUAAGAGAUAUCCCUUUUUUCCAUGAUAUCUUAUAUUGCUUGAUUUUACUUUCAUUCAGCGUGUUAGUCAUCUUCAUGAGACUAUGGCCACACUUUACAAUUGUAAAAGUUUUAUCAAGGUGGCCCCUGGUUUCACAAGGGUGUAAAACGUCACUAUUUUAGGUUAAACUGGUUGAAUCAUUGUGUGGAAAGUUUUACAUGCAAGGGAAAGUUUCAGCUUACUAAAAUCAGUGUGUCUCGGUUGUGUGGAAGACUAUGCGCUGAGAACCUAACCCCUCGGCCCUUGCAAGUGCGGACCAACUCUCGUAAGCGACAAUUUGGAUUGGUCUUUUAUCAUGGGAGGUUCAAGUGACUUGUAUUUCAGAUAUCAUGCUUUUGAAACGACUUGUUUGCUGGAAGUGACUUUGAACUCCUUAGUUAAACGCGUCAUUGUAAAACAUGUAGCUGACGGAAACAUAUUGAUGUUUUGUAUUUAAGAUUAUAUGAGUGUACUAAACAAGUUUCUUGGACCAUCCAAAGGGGAAAAUAAAUCAUUGGAGGAACACAAGCGUCAGCUGGAUGAAAAUAUAAAACGUUCUGGUCUUAAAAUGAGAGGUGAAAUCCCAGGGGACGGUAACUACUUGUUCCACGCUGUCGCUGAUCAACUCACACGGCUAGGAGAUACAGGGCAUGACCAUUCCAGUUUACGAAAACUUGCUGUUGAAACAUUGAGAAAUGAGGUAAGUUGAAUUGAUAGUACAGUCAAACCUCUCCAGAACGACCACCUCAGGGGGAGAAGAAAAUGGCCGUUGUGGAGAGGUGGCCGUUAUGGAGAGGUAGGGGUGUAAUAUGACAAUUUUUUGAGGCAGUACAACAUGUUUAUUCAACCUCGUUCCCCGUCGGGCGGGUAGGAGAGAACCCUGGGAACGAGGUUGCAUGUUUAUUUCGCUACAUUUAUGCUUAUUGUGUCCCAUUACUAUAAUCCAAUUACAUAUGUAAUAUAUAGAGAGAUAAAAUACACGAAAAAAACUUGAACAAUGUUUUGAAUCAAAAUGUUAACGAGACAAAACGAGCAAGGUUCACAACAUUCGCUAUUUAUAUAAGUAUCGUAGACCAUUAUGCUUACUGCAGCAGUAUAAAUGGAACACAAUCAAAAUACGAAUGCCACGAUGAAUCAUCAACGGGCCAUCGAAUCAAAUUUCAUGACCAUUCUUGACUUUUUCAUCAGUCAUCAGUCGCUGAAAAAAACUAGCCGUUGUCGAGAGGCUGUGGCAGUUGGGGACACGCUUUAGUGGCUAGCUGUUGCCGUUGUAGAGAGGUGACCAUUGUAGAGAGGUUUAAACAAGAGCCAAUGUAUGGACUGUCGGACAAAAAAAGUGCCGUUGUAGAGAGGUGGCCGUUAGUGGAGGUUCGACUGUAAUUAAGUCAGAUUUUCUCGUAUGGUUAACCUUGUUGAACAAGUGAUGAUAUUUUUAGGUAUCAGCAACUAGUAUCAGAUCCAAAGUUCGGUUGUUGUAAAAAACUAAAGCGUUGUAAAGAUAUACGACCACAUAUCUUGUUGGAAAGGCUCUAGGUUUUGAUGUAUGAUGAUUUGAGUUAAUUUGAAACCUUUGGGAUUAGCCUCUUUGUCCACCUUAAGGAAGGCUGACUGAGCUGUUUAUCGACCAUUGAGCGUCAUUCGAUUCCGUGUCUUUCCAAGCAAGGAGAGGGAAAGAAAUUUCUGUUUUUACUAACCAAACUAACUGACUGUUCGCAUUUCAGUUCAAGUGUCUCGCAGCAAACGUUGACGUAUAUCGAAAAAGAAUGGGGAAGGACAAAGAAUGGGGAGACUUUAUUGUUAUUGAGGCGCUGGCCCGUGCACUGCAGAAAAGAAUUAGAGUGGUAACUAGUUCUAACUCUGAUCAAUACGAAAGUCCGUUUGGGCAGGAAGGACAACCAGAACUCCUUCUAGGCCUAAUCAGUCAAGUUCACUUUGUCAGCUUAGACCCAAAAGACGUGCAAGGUAUGUUUAAAAGAGUGGGGUUGAAAUUAACAGAAUAAUGUAUAUUUAUAAUCAUUGUUGGCUUACAUUCAGACUGCGAGUGUAAAUCAAGAAAAAAAAAAAAUUUUCAAAAGUUUGUAAGACUUCAGAAGAAUGACGGUUUACUUGUAGCUUGUGCCAGGGGUGUAGGCGGGAUGGUGAUUCUGGGGUGCCCGAAGCAUCCCUUUCGCUAUUUUUUUUUUCAAAAAAGUUAGAAAACUGAUAAACUAUUACUCAUGCAAAAAUUUCAAACUUCACUGCGUUUUAAUGACGACGUCUUGGCAGUCACUUUUCUAUUUUUUUUUUUCAAAAACCAUCGCUUAAAAGUUCACUUUGUUGGGAAUUUCUUUAUAUCAACGUUUUUACGUCCGCUGUUCUUGAAUGGUUUAAAAUCUGGCUAAUAUAGUCAACAUAUUUAGUCUUUCUUGCCGUGUACCUCGUUUAAAAGAUGCAGUUAGUAAGUCACAGCCUGGAUGUCAACGUGACAAUCUGUAUCUUGGGUGUGAAAGAGUUUGACCGUCUCAGUUUGAAAAACUUCUACCCCAACUUUUCUGGAAUUUGGCUGGUUUGUAAAGGGUAUAAUUUUUCGUCUCUCUUUCUUCGGUUUUUGGCAACAAACAUUAGCCUUUCUCAAUGUAACUCUUUUACGAAAUUGUAGAAGUGUCUGUUGUGGCUGUAAACAAAGAACAAGAGGUACGUUUGGCUCGAUCCUUAGCGGACCCGCUGUCACUGACCUCAACUGGUGAGUCUGUGAUCUGUUAGAAAAUCGUUUAAGUCGCAAGAUAAUAGAAGAGGCUAGGAGAAGAAGGUCUACAAGUAGCCUGUGUACAGACGUCCCCCCUCCCUCAGAAAAAAAUCGGGGCGACGUCUGUACACAGGCUAGUCUGCAAGUUGAGUAGUCUCUGCGUAAUCAGCCGUUCUUACGAGUUAUGCAAAUAUCCACUGCGUUUGAGACUAACAAUACUUAUAUAACUGACAGCUGUUAUUCAGAUAGAUAGAUAGAUAGAUAGUUUUGAUAAAUACUCGCUUUGCAGCCUCCCAAGGCUGAAUUGCAUGAAUAUACAAAGAUAGUAUAAUAACUAGUAAUAACAAUUAUAAAUAUAAAUAUGAUAAUAUAAUAACCACAACUCAUAACUCAUAUGUAAAUAUUUGCAGUAUAUACAAUAAAAUUACAGAUGGCCGCCGUAAAAACUUUCAAUAAAGCUACCUGCAAGAGUUUUACUGCUUAGACAUACAUUAGAUAAAAGUAUUCAGUGUUCUCCUUAUCAGGUGGUAACCGGUAAAAUUUACCUCCUGAAGAAACACUUCUUAUUGCCUGGAACCGCUUGAAGGUUUACUUAAGUUAAAUAAGUAGUUUUAAAAAAUACGUAAGUUGUGAUCUGAGCCGAUCCGAUCAACGAAAUGAAUGUAUAUAUAGUGGAAAAGUUCUAAAGUCACACGGCUUUUCUUUCUAUGGGCCACGCAUUUUGGAAAUAGAACACUGGAGACAGAGUAAAAUUAUUGGGAUCAAACGUUUUAAAUUGUUGUCUAAAGAUAACAACGGCCGAUUUGUGUAAAAUAGGUCUUACAAUGAAUUACGUUGCAAAAAAACUUGGCUCCUCCUAGGGUGGAGCCAUGUGCCAUGUCCCUCACUCCACUACACCCACUUCCCACUUCCCCCCCUCUCAGGGUGCUUUUGAGCUAGAGAACGUUUCAAAAAGGGACUUCAACUGACCAUGAAGAAAACAAGUCUACACGUAAAAGAGGAAGUUUUGGGUUUAAAGCUGUAAAGCUGUUUUUUUUUUCGUUUUUUACGUAGUACUGAAACCAGUGGGGAUGACUCCGUUGAAAGCCCUUUAACAGCCUUAUGAAUGAAAUCAAUACUGUGAAGAAGCAAAAAUCUAUCCACGCUGAUCAGGACAUUGAGUCAAUUCACUCCACAGAUAUUAGUAUUUAAAAUCUGCACUGAUAUAAAUUGAACUGAGAGUAGGAAUUGCAAGUAUGCUUUGGAAGAUGUGAGUAAAUAGCCCUUGUUUAUGUUAACGUUAGCUAAGUUAAAGAGGGGCUAUUUAAGCACUUAUUUACAUUAAGCACUUAUUUAAAUUCUCGGCAGUUUUUUGGUGUUGAGGACGAGUGCGAUCACCCAAUGACGUAAAAAGAAAGGUUGAAAAGAACCUGGACAAUAGCUACAUUACAGCUUAAUAGGUAACCAACAAUAGUUUCUGCAGCAGGAGAAACACACAAUGCUCUUUCUACUCUACAGAUUUCAAUUUUACUAAAGUCAGCCUUUCUCAAUGUAACUCUUUUAAGAAAUUGUAGCGGAAGUGUCUGAAGUGGCAGUGAACAAGGAACAACAAGAGGUGGAUUGUUUGUGUGCUCGAUGCUUAGCGGACCAGCUGUCAAGGACCUCAACUGGUGAGUAACAACUUGUAAGCUGUAAAAAAAAUACUCGUUUAAGUCACAAGAUAAUAGAAGAGGCUAGUAGAAGAAGGUCUGCAAGCUGGGUAGUCUUUGCGUUAUGAGCCGUUCUUACCAGUUAUGCAAAUUUCCACUGCGUGGGAGACUAACAAUUAUUAGUGACAGCUGCUAUUCAUGUAGAUAGAUAGAUAGUUUUAAUAAUUACUCACUUCCAAGGCUGAAUCGCAUGAACAUACAAAGAUAGUAUAACAACUAUUAUUAUUCAUUCAAAAUAUUUUCCCGAUUCUGAUUGGCUAAAAGCACACGUUUAAUUUACCAUAACCAGUUACUGAUGACCAAAUUUGGAAGAAUUUUGUGUUUAACGAGGAAAUGACGUCAAAAAUGCAGCGUUCGUGCAUGUUAAGGCAGCGUUAACCGAGAAGAUCUGGGGACGAGGUUGAGUUGUUUUGGUUAUGGAAACAAAAAUGGGGUUCAUUUCACUCGUUUCAAGAGUAAGAACUAGGGGAAAAAAUAGCUAAAAACAUGGCAAGAACAGCAAGAAGACAACUCGAAGGGCGACAUCUGCUAUUUGGAGAAUAUUUGCGGAGCUGGACAAACCUAAACGUGCACUAUCGAAGAUGAACUUAACAUUGAUGGAUCGAUGGAGGUAAGCAUGUUUUAGCCAUGUUUUUAAACUAGGAAUUAUUUUGAAUGAAUAAUAAAACAAUUAUUGAAUUCGGCUUUCGUAUCAUAUGAAGAAUUAUGGAGAUCGAGGAGGGUGUUAUCCGUCGAGGCCGUAGGCCGAGGCGGAUAACACCCUCCUCGAUCUCCAUAAUUCUUCAUAAGAUACUCAGCCUCAUUCAUUAAAUGUUAAGCAAUAACAAUUAUAACUAUAAAUAUGAUCAUAUAAUAACCGCUAACUCAUAACUCAUAUAACAGUUAUUCACCGAAGUGAAGGUGGCUAGUGGUGUGGGUAUUUACCGAGGCCGCGUUAGCGGCGAUUUAAAUUCCCUCCACUAGCCACCGACACUGAGGUGAAUAAUUGUUUUAGUAUAUACUAAAACGGUGAGAUAAUUGAGCACAAAAAUGUUGAUUUUUAACUCAUUUACUGUUGCCAACGAUUACAAAUUUGGCGCACAAUGACCGAGCGGCCGCGCUCGUCCCCUUUUCUUGCCGACAAAUAAAACUUUUGAACGGAUUUGUUUAGCUCUUGCGGGGAAAUUUCUUCAAAUGGAGUUGUGAAUUCUUUGGGUAUUUAAAAUCAUUCUGUAAUAAAGACGAUUAAAUUUAGUUUUAAGUUUUUUUAUGAACAAGUCAACUAAAUAAAGUAAUGCAAGGCUUAAGCUUAAUUUGCAUUUGUAAACAAAAAACGUUUUCACCGGUUUUAUCGAUAAAUUCAAGUCAAAAAGACAAAGUUGAAAAAGUCAAAAAGACAAAGUGUAUUUCGGGAACAGCUUGCUUGAUUAGUUGUGAAAAUUCGGACCAACUCUCGUAAGCGACAAUUUGGAUUGGUCUUUUAUCAUGGGAGGUUCAAGUGACUUGUAUUUCAGAUAUCAUGCUUUUGAAACGACUUGUUUCCUGCAAGUGACUUGAAACUCCUUAGUUAAACGCGUCAUUGUAAAACAUGUAGCUGACGGAAACAUAUUGAUGUUUUGUAUUUAAGAUAAUCUGUCUGAACUAACCAAGUUUCUUGGACCAUCCAAAGGGGAAAAUAAAUCAUUGGAGGAACACAAGCGUCAGCUAGAUGAAAAUAUAAAACGUUAUGGUCUUAAAAUGAGAGGCGAAUUCCGAGGGGACGGUAACUACUUGUUCCACGCUGUCGCUGAUCAACUCACACGGCUAGGAGAUACAGGGCAUGACCAUUCCAGUUUACGAAAACUUGCUGUUGAAACAUUGAGAAAUGAGGUAAGUUGAUAGUACAGUCAAACCUCUCCAGAACGACCACCUCAGGGGGAGAAGAAAGUGGCCGUUGUGGAGAGGUGGGAGUUAUGGGGAGGCAGGGGUGUAAUAUGACAAUUUUGUGAGGCAGUACAACAUGUUUAUUCAACCUCGUUCCCCGUCGGGCGGGUAGGAGAGAACCCUGGGAACGAGGUUGCAUGUUUAUUUUGCUAAAUUCGUGCUUAUUGUGUCCCAUAACUAUAAUCCAAUUACAUAUGUAAUAUAUAGAGAGAUAAAAUACACGAAAAAACUUAAACAAUAUUUUGAAUCAAAAUGUUAACGAGACAAAACGAGCAAGGUUCACAACAUUCGCUAUUUAUAUAAGUAUCGUAGACCAUUAUGCUUACUGCAGCAGUAUAAAUGGAACACAAUCAAAAUACGAAUGCCACGAUGAAUCAUCAACGGGCCAUCGAAUCAAAUUUCAUGACCAUUCUUGACUUUUUCAUCAGCCAUCAGUCGCUGAAAAAAACUGGCCGUUGUCGAGAGGCUGUGGCAGUUGGGGACGGGCUUUAGUGGCCGUUGUAGAGAGGUUUAAACAAGAGACAAUGUAUGGACUGUCGGACAAAAAAAGUGCCGUUGUACAGAGGUGGCCGUUAGUGGAGGUUCGACUGUAAUUAAGUCAGAUUUUCCCGUAUGGUUAACCUUGUUGAACAAGUGAUGAUAUUUUUAGGUAUCAGCAACUAGUAUCAGAUCCAAAGUUCGGUUGUUGUAAAAAACUAAAGCGUUAUAAAGAUAUACGUCUAUAUAUAUCUUGUUGGUAUGGCUCUAGGUUUUGAUGUAUAAUGAUUUGAGUUAAUUUGAAACCUUUGGGAUUGGCCUCUUUGUCCACCUUAAGGAAGGCUGACUGAGCCAUUUAUCGACCAUUGAGCGUCAUUCGAUUCAGUGUCUUUCCAAGCAAGGAGAGGGAAAGAAAGUUCUGUUUUUACUAACCAAACUAACUGACUGUUCGCAUUUCAGUUCACGGAGAAUGAACUUCGCAAGUGUCUCACAGAAAACCUUGACGUAUAUCUAAAAAGAAUGGGGAAGGACAAAGAAUGGGGAGACUCCAUUGUUAUUGAGGCGCUGGCCCGUGCACUGCAGAAAAGAAUUAGAGUGGUAACUAGUUCUAACUCUGAUCAAUACGAACGUCCGUUUGGGCAGGAAGGACAACCAGAACUCCUUCUAGGCCUAAUCAGCCAACUUCACUUUGUCAGCUUAGACCCAAAAGACGUGCAAGGUAUGUUUAAAAGAGUGGGGUUGAAAUUAGCACAAUAAUGUAUAUUUAUAAUCAUUGUUGACGUACAUUCAGACUGCGAGUGUAAAUCAAGAAAAAAAAUCUUUUCAAAAGUUUGUAAGACUUGAGAAGAAUGACAGUUUGCUUGUAGCUUAAAGCGCUUGUAGUUAUCUAUUUUUUGCCCUGUGCCAGGGGUGUAGGGGUGAUGGUUAUUCUGGGGUGCCCGAAGCAUCCCUUUUGCUAUUUCUUUUUUCAAAAACGUUAGAAAACUGAUAAACUAUAAUUCACGCAAAAACUUGCGUUUGAAUGACGACGGCUUGGCAGUCACAUUUCCAUUUUUUUUCAAAAACCAUCGCUUAAAAGUUCACUUUGUUGAGAAUUUUUUUAUAUAAACGUUUUUACGUCCGCUGUUCUUGAAUGGUUUAAAAUCUGGCUAAUAUAGACAACAUAUUUAGUCUUUUUUGCCGUGUAACUCGUUUAAAAGAUGCAGUUAGUAAGUCAGAGCUUGGAUGUCAACGUGGCAAUCUGUAUCUUGGGUGUGAAAGAGUGUGACCGCCUCAGUUUGAAAAACUUCUACCCCACUUUUUCUGGAAUUUGGCUGGUUUGUAAAGGGUAUAAUUUUUCGUCUCUCUUUCUUCGGUUUUUGGCAACAAACAUUAGCCUUUCUCAAUGUAACUCUUUUACGAAAUUGUAGAAGUGUCUGUUGUGGCUGUAAACAAAGAACAACAAGAGGUAGAUCGUUUGGCUCGAUCCUUAGCGGACCCGCUGUCACUGACCUCAACUGGUGAGUAACAAUCUGUAAUCUGUAACAAAAUCGUUUAAGUCACAAGAUAAUAGAAGAGGCUGGGAGAAGAAGGUCUGCAAGUAGCCUGUGUACAGACGUCCCCCCUCCCUCAGAAAAAAAUCGAGGGACGUCUGUACACAGGCUAGUCUGCAAGUUGAGUAGUCUCUGCGUAAUCAGCCGUUCUUACGAGUUAUGCAAAUAUCCACUGCUUUUGAGACUAACAAUACUUAUAUGAGUGACAGCUGUUAUUCAGAUAGAUAGAUAGAUAGUUUUGAAGAAUACUCGCUUUGCAGCCUCCCAAGGCUGAAUUGCAUGAAUAUACAAAGAUAGUAUAAUAACUAGUAAUAACAAUGAUAACUAUAAAUAUGAUAAUAUAAUAACCACUAAAUCAUAACUCAUAUGUAAAUAUUUGCAGUAUAUACAAUAAAAUUAUAAAUGGCCGCCGUAAAAACUUUCAAUAAAGCUACGUGCAAGAGUUGUACUGCUUCGACAUAGAUUGUAUAAAGGUAUUCAGUGUUCGCCUUAUCAGGUGGUAACCGGUAAAAUUUACCGCCUGUACCAAAACUUCUUAUCGCCUGGAACCGCUUGAAGGUUUACUUAAGUUAAAUAAGUAGUUUUAAAAAAUACGUAAGUUGUGAUCCGAUCCGAUCAAGGAAAUGAAUAAAUAUAUAGUGGAAAAGUACUAAAGUAUACACAGCUUUUCUUUCUAUGGGCCACGCAUUUUGGAAAUAGAACAUUGGAGACAGAGUAAAAUUAUUGGGAUCAAACGUUUUAAUUUGUUGUCUAAAGAUAACAACGACCGAUUUGUAUAAAAUAGGUCUUACAAUGAAUUACGUUGCAAAAAACUUGGCUCCUCCUAGGGUGGAGCCAUGUCCGUCACUCCACUACACCCCCCCCGCCUCUCAGGGUACACUUGAGCUAGAGAACGUUUCAAAAAGGGACUUCAACUGACCAUGAAGAAAAAAAGUCUACACGUAAAAGAGGAAGUUUUGGGUUUAAAGCUGUAAAGCUGUUUUUUUUUCGUUUUUUACGUAGUACUGAAACCAAUGGGGAUGACUCCGUUGAAAGCCCUUAAACAGUCUUAUGAAAGAAAUCAAUACUGUGAAGAAGAAAAAAUCUAUCCACGCUGAUCAAGAAAUUGAGUCAGUUCACUCCACAGAUAUUAGUAUUUAAAAUCUGCACUGAUAUAAAUUGAACUGAGAGUAGGAAUUGCAAGUGUGCUUUGGAAGAUGUGAGUAAAUAGCCCUGUUUAUGUUAACGUUAGCUAAGGUAAACAAAGGCUAUUUAAGCACUUAUUUAAAUUUUCGGCAGUUUUUUGGUGUUGAGGAGUAGUGCGAUCACCAAAUAACGUAAAAAGAAAGGUUGAAAAGAACCUGAACAAUAGCCACAGCACAGCUUAAUAGGUAACCAACAAUAGUUUCUGCAGCAGGAGAAACACACAAAGCUCUUUCUACUCUACAGAUUUCAAUUUUACUAAAGUUAACACGCCUUUCGUCCCUCAUGGUAAUAAAGUCGUUGUUAUAUGUUGGCCUCCGAUGGCCCUUUGUUGCCGGGAAUUACUUAUAAUGACUGCCAUUUUAAAUUUGCCUGAUUCCUUUCUUUUUUUCAAUCUGCUUGUUUUAUUCUAUCUGCUUGUUAAUUUCAGAGUUGAGAACAGGCGCAGUCACUUCUCAGGAAGAUUUCACUGAAGGCACCACCAGAUUUCCAACUGGCAUCUCGCUGCCAACCGUAGGUAUUGAACGUCAGCUGAAGGAAGUUGUAACAAAAACUAUUGAAUUUGAAGCUAAGCAUAGAGAAUGUGUGCGUGUAUUACCAUAUUCGGACGGUGGUCAUUCGAAGGUUUACUUUUAUGUAUCAAGCCAAUUUUAUAGUGGUAACUCUGGUGUACCACAAAAAUUAAGAGCUGCCGCUCAGGAAUGCUUCAGAGGGAUAGAAGUGGAACUGCAAUGGUUUGAUCUGAUCAAUGACGCUACCAAAAUAUUAAAUGUUGCUCCUGUCGAGUGCUCGUCUGGGAAGCCGAAAAGAUUGAAUGAAUCUCAAGUUGAUGACAUCAAUGAAACAAUAAGGAAAAAUCUUCAUGUUCUUGUCAGACAUCGCAACAUCACCGCUGUUCAAGCUUCGUUGAAAAUCACAAAGUCUAAGCAGACGACGCAGCCUUGUAUUACAAUUUAUGUUCUUCGCAAAGGCUUCAUCCCUGACGGAGAGUUUCCUUUGCCACUCAGACUUGGUGCUUACCCUGUUGAUGUUGUGGAUGGAUUUUGGCUCAGAAUGAGCCCACCUAAGAAACCCUGGACCCCCAAUGAGGCUCAGAAGCAGGGCAAUGUCCUUCGCUUAGGAGCAAGCAUUGGCGUAAAAGAAUUCGAAGAAAUAAAUAAAGAAGCAUCUGGAUCUUUGGGUGCCAUUGUGGAAACCCAUGGAAAGUUUUAUGCCCUGUCUUGUAACCAUGUGAUGAAAGGCCCGCCUGGAACAGAGAUAUUUCACCCUGGACUGAGUGACUAUUUCAACUAUCUAUAUUAUCACUUAGAGCAAUAUAGAAUUGCUGUCAGGAACAUCAUCAAAAGCGAAAGUCUUGAUACCCUAGAAACCACGUUAAAAUUCAACGUCCUUGAAACAGAGUCACAAUUGUCAGAGAAAUUUCAAAAAUUGAAAUCAAUUAAAGAAGAACAUUUUGACCCAAACAGAAAGACCGAAACUAAAACGGAUAGAGAGGCCCUUGAAAAAACUUUGGAGGACGGUUUUUCGAGGAAACCCAGAGUAAUUGGAAGGAAAGUUGCUGGUGUCUCCAAAAAUGUGGAUUGGAUCGAUGGCAAACAGUAUUUUAUCGAUGCUGCUAUUGCUGAGUUGACUGAAGAUGAAGUAAGAGAGUUGAAGAAAUAUCAGAGCCCACCAGUGAUUGGAACAAGAUAUAUAUCGAGCGGUGAAUGUAGUCAAGGUUUUAAAGCCCAAGGAGAGCUAUGUAAGAGUGGGCGAACCACUGGUUUCACGUGCGACGGCCGCCACGAAAAUCCCUCAGAAGUAUUUUUUAAAUCUCCCAUGUAUGAGGUUAGUGCUCAAGAUAACCAAUUGGUCAACGCGUUGAAAAAAGUUGCACUCUGUGGUAAUUGUGUGAGAAGGUCACGUGUUGAAGGACGCCUGCAGCCGUCUGAUAAUUGUGAUUCCUGUAGCGUAGACACCCAAGUUCUUAUUGAUUCGCUCUGGAUGAAGAACUGCUUAAUGAUCGAUCGUAUAGGCGAGUCAAAGAGAGAGACAUAUUUUACAGCGUCAGGAGAUUCGGGAUCACUGCUUUUUGAGAUUGAUAAAAAUGACAAACUUCUAGGUUUUGGCAUUAUAUUUGGCCUGCUUGAGAAUAAUCUUUUCCGUGUUGCCACAGCCUCACCGUUGCACGUUGCUCUUGAAACAUUGUCC
This is a messenger RNA of Porites lobata, 16754 nucleotides long. The record is from the annotation of a GenBank genome assembly. NCBI's taxonomy places the organism in Eukaryota, Metazoa, Cnidaria, Anthozoa, Scleractinia, Poritidae.